AUGAAAGUCAAAGUUCUCGGUUGGAACAUUAGGGGACUUAAUGAAAAGAAUAAAAGGAGCACUCUCGGCUCAUUAGUUCGAGAAUGGAGAGCAGACAUUGUGUGUCUUCAGGAAACUAAAAUGGAAGACAUUCCUGCAAGUAUGUUUUAUCAAAUAUGGGGGAAUAGAUGGGUUGAAUGGGCAGAACUAAAGGCAUCUGGAACCAGGGGUGGUAUUGUAGUUAUGUGGGACAGAAGGCUUUGGAAAUGUAAUGAUUCGCACCAAGGCAGCUUCUCAAUCACAUGCUUUCUUGAUAGUUUACAAGAAGAUUUCAGAUGGGCUUUCACAGGUGUGUAUGGUCCACACACCAAUGCAGAGAGGAAGGAAUUGUGGCAUGAACUAGGAGCUGUUAGAGGUAUAUGGACUGAACAAUGGGUGAUUGGAGGGGAUUUUAACGUAUGUAGAUUCGAAAAUGAAAGACUCAACUGCACUAGAAGAUCCAGGGCUAUGAGGAGUUUUUCAGACAUUAUUAUGGACCUGCAGCUACUAGAUUUACCUCUCCAAGGGGCACAAUACACUUGGGCAAGGGGGGAGGAUUGUUUACAGGCCUCUAGGAUUGAUAGGUUCCUUAUAUCCUCUGAGUGGAAUGAAAGCUUCAAAGCAAUCAAUCAGUUGGCCCUCCCAAGAGCUCUAUCUGAUCACAAACCUCUUCUGCUGGAGAGUGGGGAAUGGGACACAACACCUUCUUAUUUCAAGUUCGAAAACAUGUGGCUGCAACAAGAAGGGUUCAUUGACAUGGUGAAGGAGUGGUGGCAGAGUUACGUCAUAAGUGGCAGCCCAGAUUUUAUACUAGUACAAAAAUUGAGGAAUUUAAAAAAGGACUUAAGCAACUGGAACAGGGAUGUCUAUGGCAAAGUGGAAGCAAAAAGANAGAUGUCUGUGGCAAAGUGGAAGCAAAAAGAACCAAGGCCUUGGAGGAGCUCUCAAUUUUAG
Molecule: messenger RNA, 972 nt
Organism: Nicotiana tabacum (common tobacco)
Lineage: Eukaryota; Viridiplantae; Streptophyta; Magnoliopsida; Solanales; Solanaceae
Source: RefSeq, a predicted model, not a curated record